CACUCAAGUAGUACUGGCGGAGGUGGGACGUUGUCUCAUACAAUCGGGCGAUAAAGCAUCAAGAAAUUGUGAGACUGUACAAGGCUGGCAAAAGCCAAUAAGGGAAAAGUAAAGUUACACAGCCCUGUAAACAUGGGAACACUACAAUAGGGGAAAUACCUGGCCUGGUUCCAGGAUAUACCAGUGAUGGAAUCUAAGCCUAUAGUGAAGAAAAUUUUGCGCUCUCCCAAUUUAAAGAGGAAGAGCAAGACAAUUCCAAUUACACAGCGGGUGACCUUGGAGAAGGUACUGGGUCUGACAGUCAGUAAAAAUGCCGGGCUGGCAUGUGAUCCUAAUUCGGGGACAAUAGCUUAUCCUGCAGGAUGUGUUAUUGUUCUCUUCAACCCACGGAAGAACAAGCAGACCCACAUCUUCAACUCGUCCAAGAAGACCCUAACAACAGUCGCCUUCUCUGGGGAUGGCAGACAUCUGGUGUCAGGGGAGAGUGGCCACCAGCCGGCUGUACGAGUGUGGGAUGUGGAAGAGAAGACACAGGUGGCACAGUUUUUGGGACAUAAAUUUGGCAUCAACUGUGUGGUCUUCUCUCCCAACCUGAAGUACAUUGUGUCGGUGGGCUCUCAACAUGACAUGAUGGUGAACGUGUGGAAUUGGAAAACAAACAGUAAAGUCAAAUCAAACAAAGUAUCGAGUAAGGUAAAUGCUGUAGCGUUCUCAGAAGAUGGCAGCUAUUUCGUUACUGUGGGGAACAGACAUGUCAAGUUUUGGUAUCUCGAGAACCAUAAAUCCAAGGUUAACGAGACUGUUCCGCUAUUAGGGAGGAAUGGAAUAUUAGAGGAUCAAAAAAACAACUUUUUCUGUGAUGUUGCUUGUGGACGUGGCUCGACUGCGGGCAGUACGUUCUGUAUCACCCAGUCCGGAUUACUGUGCGAACUGGACAGUAAGCGCUACCUCAGCAAGUGGGUGGAGCUAAGGACGACUAGUGCCAACUGUAUUUCUGUAGGAGAGGACCACAUUUUCAUUGGUUGUUCCGGUGGUAUAGUUCGAGUGUUUAGUUGCAACUCCCUCCAUUUUGUCACAACAUUACCCAAGCCUCAUGCCUUAGGUGUAGAUAUAUCAGCAGCAACGAGUCCCAGUCACAUGGUCAGUAAUAAAGAAAAUGCCAAGUUCCCAGAUACAAUAGCCUUAGUCACAGACAUCACCAACAAAAAGAUAACCUGUGUGUACAACGACCACAGCUUAUAUAUAUGGGAUGUGAGGGACCUUAAUAAAGUGGGCAAAGCCUGGUCCUUUCUCUUCCACAGUUCGUGUAUAUGGGGUAUAGAGACAUACCCAAGGUUAGGUGAAGGUCAAACCCCCUUACUCCUCGGAUCUUUUCUGACGUGUUCCAGCGAUGACACAAUACGUGUGUGGAAUUUGGAUCCUCACAUGACAGAGAACACAACCUACAAGCAUAAUAUCUACAGUCAUGAGGUUCUAAAGAUCUUGUAUGUAGACCCUACAUUCGCCAAUCUCUGUGAUGUUAAUUACAACCCAGCUGGCACAAAGGAUAAGACUGACACAAACUAUGAUGGGAAGAAUGGUGUGAGGGCGAUCAAAGUAAGCCCUGACGGCCAACACCUAGCCUCUGGAGACAGACUCGGCAAUAUAAGGAUACACGAUCUUCAGUUCAUGGAAGAGAUCAGUAUUGUUGAGGCUCAUGAUGGGGAAGUUCUGUCCCUGGAAUACUCAAAUUUCCCUUCAGGUCCCCGCCUCCUGGCCUCCACCAGCAGGGACAGACUAGUCCACGUGUUUGAUGUAGAGCAGGACUAUGGCUUAAUCCAGACUCUAGAUGACCACUCCUCCUCUAUCAGUGCGGUCAAAUUCACGGAGACUGACCACACCAUAAAGAUGCUCAGCUGUGGAGCUGACAAGUCCCUGUUGUUUCGUAAUGCAGUCCUGAGCCCCAGUUUCCAGUUCUCCUUGAGUCACCACCUGGUAGGGAAGACAACUCUGUAUGACAUGGACAUUGACCCCACCCACAAGUUUGUAGCCACGGCUUGUCAGGACAGAAACAUCAGAAUAUACAACAUAAAAACAGCCAAACAAAAGAAGUGCUACAAAGGGUCAAUAGGUGACGAUGGAGUUGUAACCAAAGUCCACCUGGAUCCCUCUGGUUCGUUUGCUGCCACAAGCUCCACAGACAAAAACCUGUGUAUUCUGGACUUCUACACAGGAGAGUUCCUAGCCUCCAUGUUCGGUCACUCUGAAAUAGCGACAGGGGUCAAGUUCACAAAUGAUCUCAAGCAUCUCAUCACAACAGGGGCUGAAGGGUGUAUCUUUGUGUGGCGACUCUCUUCUGACUUCACCAAGCAGAUGAGGAGCCGGCUGGAAGAAUUGGGCAGAAUGCCAAAAGAGCUCUCCACUACAACAGAGAACGAAAUCAAACGAGGAAGUUUCAUCAUGCCCAAGCCGAUUGUGUUUGAUCAGACAGAUUCCAGUGAAAUUUUCCCGGUGUUCAAAGAUUCUGACUUCAAAUCUCCAGAAAAAGUACUGGAUGCUUUAGGCAAGAUUGAUGAAAUCCCGAGCAGAGAUGUGAAGUCGGGGCCUAAUGUACCUACCCCUGGGGCGGACUACCGUUUCAGCGUGGGAUCCCUGCCCAAGUGGGCCAAGCCGAUGUCUGCUGACCAGAGCAGUAAGAAUGGCGAGAGUUCUCUCGUGGGUCAACCUCGAGGGAAGUGGGCAGAGCGGGUGGACAGCCAAGCCAUCACAGUAAAAUCUAUGCUGGAUGGAGAGAAGACCAUAGAGCUGGCUAAAGAUGCAACCAAUGAUCGCAGAUUCACAUAUGAAGCUGAUGCCUUGAGGAGAGAGACGAUAGUCAUCUCCAAGCCUGAAACCCCUCCUGUGAAUUUACCCAUCAUUACUGCUGAUGAUGAAAAUAACCUGGAAGAUGAUGAUGAUUUCCUACCCCUAUCAUUUGGGCCCCGGAACCUGGAUCGUAGUGGGGAUUUUGAUCGUUCGAUCAACAUUUCACGGGGCAGUGACCCUCCAGGACUGAACCACAAAUGGACGAGUCGGCGAAGCCUCCUCGUUGACGGAGACGAUGCUGAUGAUGAGGAAACGGAUUCAGAUACACGGGAGGUGAUAUAUUAUCCCCAGGGGGAUACAGACCCAUCUGAUGCCAACUUCAACUCCUACAAAGUGUUUGCCAUUUCCUGUGAUGAACUUAAAGAAGGACGAAAUAAACUGCGACGGUCAACUGUGGGCUCUGAAAGCUCUUUCAGAGAUGCUGACUCAGAAAGUACAGACCCUCUGUCUCUUGAUGAUGUAGAAGAGGAGUCCGACGAUGUUCCAUCUCUACCAACAACACCUUUAGAGCCAGAGAGAGAUUUCACGCCUACCAAGAGUCGAUUUAUCCAUGACAACAUCGAGAACUUUACUCCCAUUGCCCAGGACAAGUUUAGUCGGAACUUGGAUAACAUAGAGCGUCAGCUGAUUGAUGAGGAUUCUCGGCGUAUCUUUAGUCCACGGCUGAGCAUAUCAGCCAAGUUCCUCAACAGAGCUGGAGGGGCAAGGAAUGUGGCCCGACAAGAUACCUGGUUUGACUCUGUACAGAAACGGAAAGACGACAUGGCCAGGGCAGUUGACGAAACGAGACGGAAACUGGAAUCUCUGGGUUGGGGCGGUGACAGAGCGGACCACACCCACCUUGACCAACCCCCAGAGAGAGGGGCCAAACUCUCCCUUGCUCCUGACACUUACUACUCCCUCCCUAGGUUAAAAAAGAGACAAUUUAAUACAGAAUCCUCCAACCAGUCCAACAUGUCCGAGUCACGGAGAGUCGCCCCUAGCUCACCAGUACGAUCUGUUUCACUGGGGAAGGCCGAUGCUGGUGAUAAGUCUUGUGUGAGUACUUUUGAGCUGAGGCCCAAAAGCAUUUCUGAAGAACCAACGAAGCCACCGAAACCUUCAAGUUUAUCAAAAACUGUUCAGGAUAAGAACGAAUCUUCAUCGUUCAUGUCCAGAAAAGGUACUUCAGAGAAAAACAUCCCCAAUGAAGUGGCUGCUGAGAGUGAAAAAACUCGGCUGUACACAAGACGUCAUUCCAAUGAACAACAUUCCUACCUGAGGCCCACAAAGAGCUCGCGUGCCAAGAUCGCGCGUGCUGCAUCCUCUUCUAACCUUAAUCGUGAUCGAACAAGCAGCACAGAUGACCUGUCACGGUUGGCCAACUCCUCCUCAAUGGAAAAUCUCAGCUUUCAAGACAUUGACGCACCUGUUGCCAAUUUUGACAAUUUCCGUCACUCCUUGUCCCGCCAGAAGACCGUGUCUGUUCCUAAUCUGGCCACGUGCUUCGAGGAGGAAGAAGAAGAAGAAACGUCUAAUCUGUGCAAUCUCAUCGACCUCUCCAAGAGCGUGCCGGACUUCAUGGACGCUGAUGAGACUAGCUCGAGCUAUUCUGAUAGCAGUAGUUUGGCCGUGAGUGAACCUGCUGUUAUAGCCUUGAAUCGAUCGGCUUACUCCAGCCGCGCCAUGAGAGACUCCUCCAGAAAGGUCAACCAGUGGAACACACGACGUUCUCUGCCCGGAGAUCUUGUGGGAAGCAAACCUAGCUGGGCCAGGCCACCUAGAUCAAGGGAGGACUUUGAUAGAUUCAUAAUGCCACCUCCUUCCAAAACACAGGUGGCAAGAACUGGUUUCCUUAGAAAGGCAGCCCAAUCCAAGAGACGCUCAGCUCCCGAUUUAACGUUGGAGCAGGCCAAAAACAUUUUGCUGGGAAACUCUGGUAUUCUGGGCAAGUCUUCCCUUAGUGAAUACAGACCUUCAAAAUCAAACAGCUCAAGGCCAAAACAGAAAGACACCAUUGCAGAGUACCCGGAAAAUGGUACUGUGUCAAAUUUAAAACAACAGUUUUUAAGUUCCAAGAGCAAUCUGAGCUCGAAGGCAACCUCUGGUGUAAACCUAUCUCUUACAAAAAACUCAUCUUUGUCAAAAAGUUCUACUUCUAACGCAUCUGACCAUAAAGGUCCGUCUGGAGACCGCUUAAUGAGCCGGGCUGAGCUAGACGCCAGCCCUAUUGAACCACCAGUGCGGGACCAACCAUCCAAACCCUCCACUCAGUCAUCCGGGAAUGUGGUAAAGGGACCAGACACAAAUUCAGUAUCACCACCAACAAAAGAUAACCCUUCCACCCAGAGAGAACUUGUACAUGGUGGGGUGAGUUCAGGCAGCAAGAUUUCCUCUAGGCUCCCGGCCGUGGGUAAAUCCUCCUCCUCUGGGAACGUGCCUCAAGGUCAGACAGUCAAGGUCAACUCCACCACCACCAGUAAAUUGAGGCCAAUAGAUCUGGAUGUCCACAGAAGACCUGAGAAGGACAUAUCGAACAUCAGUGAUAUAACCACGGACUUGUCUCCCAACUCCCUGUCCUCUGGAGACACAGGCAGUGUGGGAACGGCUAGCUCUACCUCCCCCAGGGAUCUCAACUUCCCCAAACAGUCCACUCCUGUCAAUGUAGGUGCCAGUCUUCCUAUGUCCCAGUCUUUCUCCAACCAGCAAGGUAAACCUGCCACCCCUGUGACUAAAGCCUCGGGCGUUUCCCCAGCCCCUUCAGGAGGCAUCCUUCGUAAAGCCAUGAUGUUUGGUCAAACGCGGGAUUUGAACUCAAACUCCAACCCUAAACAGCUGCGUAGUGCAUCCAUGGACAAAACCAUUGAAGAUUCAUGCUCAGAGUUUGAUGAGAUCUCAGCUCUGACGGUGACGCCCUCCAAACUGCGCUCUAGUCAGGGGGGUGUGGUCUUACCCUGGCAGGUCAAUGGCAGACCACAACAGGCCCAGUCGGACUCGGGGGUCAGCUCUGAUACUGAUGAGUCGGAGCCCAAGCGACCUCCCAGGCGUCUCCCAGUGUCUACCAUGUUAAAUAGCAGGUCUGCUAAUCAAGUGAGCACCCUCAAACCCGAGCUGUCCUCCAAACCAAAGAUGUCCCUACCCUCAGUUCCUGUGGCCCCGUCCACCAGCCAGGUGCCCAAUGGGCAGAGACGAGGAUCUGCACCAAGCAAUACCCAUCUCACUCCUAGCGCCACUGUGCAACCCACGAAGGAUUCCCCCACCCAGAGACCAGAUUCUAAAGCUAUGCCAACCAACAGACCAGACAAGUCCCAGUUAAGGUUACCUGUACGAAAUUCAGAGGUCAGCUCAUCCAAGAAACAAGAAGAGUCAGAUUCCACGGUCUGUGACCAAGCUAUACUGGACAUGAGGAAGGCUGUGAAGAAAGUAAAACACCUAUAUGAACAGGUUGCUGAAAGCAGAGAUCCCGAGUCCAGAAAAAUGGCAGAAACGCUGUCUGCUUCACUCAACGACAUUCAGCAAACACUGGCAGAGAUGUCUGCAAGGUCACCUGACAUUUCAGCAAAGACGUUUAAACCGAUCACGCCCACCCCUGAAGAUGACAUGUUGACCAAUAGAUCAGUGACUCCAGUGGAUAGCUCAGCCUACAACAUGCUACAGCCUAUUCUAGAGCAUUACUCCAGCCACUUGUCUGAGAAAGUCUUCAGUCUGAUACAGCGGAGGCUUGACUCCUCAACACCAUCAUCUUCAUCUGACGCGUAGCACGGCUAUACUGGGGGAAUCUUACCUGUCUGAGAAAGUGUUCAGUCUGAUACAGCGGAGGCUUGACUCCUCACCAUCAUCUUCGUCUGACGCUUAGCACGACUAUACUGGGGGAAUCUUACCUGUCUGAGAAAGUGUUCAGUCUGAUACAGCAGAGGCUUGACUCCUCAACACCAUCAUCUUCGUCUGACGCGUAGCACGGCUAUGCUGGGGGAAUCUUACCUGUCCAAGAAAGUGUUCAGUCUGAUACAGCGGAGGCUUGACUCAACACCAUCAUCUUCGUCUGACGCGUAGCACGACUAUACUGGGGGUAUCUUACCUGUCUGAGAAAGUGUUCAUUCUUCUAAGCAGGGAUGUGAGGUGCUCCCCUUCACAUUUGGGGACAUGCCACAUUCCAGCUGCGGAAUGAUUAUAAACCUGAGAUGGGUUGUGGGGAUCUAUCACAAAUGUGGGGAGGUCUGUCAGUUGGUGUCUGGACCAUGCCCAGAAUACAGUCAUCUCAGGUGAAUGUCAGAGGCUGGUUAGCUUGCUAAAACGGAGAUUCUCAGAGAAACUCUUAACAUCUGACAGACAGAUCAUUACUGGACCUUUUCUUGACACAAAUUUAAGGGUCCAGCUGUUUCAAGGAACUUAAAAGCAGUAGCUGUGAAAAGAGUAAGACUUUUUCCAGAAGUUAAAAAUGACCAUGCAACACUACCAGCAUUGCUAUUUUGCUGUAUUUCACCAUACCUGGAAGCCCAUUCAGUUUACCUACAGCAGUGUUAUCAUCAUAUCGAAUAUUGCAUAUCUUGACACUGGUAUAUAUUUUUGUAAUGUAGGUGCAAUAAUGUCAAAUUUUCAAAUUGUAGGUGUCAUCUGUAGUAAUCUUUUUUUUUUUCACUCUCCUGAACUGAUGAUGUGCUGUCACAAAGCUUCUUUUAUAUAACAUGUUAGCAUUGUUGUUACUUUAUAGUUGCUUGUGUCUAUAAUGGCAGUGUUCCUUGAUGCCAAUUAUGUUUCAUUAACUACUAGUUUUUGGUGGAGGACAAGGUUAUAUUCUGUCCUGACUAGAAAACAGGUGCUUCCUUGCUGUUGUUGUUGAACUGUAAUACAUGCAGUUACAUACCUAUGCAAUAUUAUAGCUAUAUCCUGCAGGAACGUCUCAGUUUUGUCUUUAUGACGGUUUGUCCAUAGAGUAUUCUUGCCUUACUAGCAAUUUAUCAGCCAUUAUUUCAGAACUGGAGAGUGUUUUAUAGAAACUAUUGCCAAAAUUAUUUACCACAAAGCUUGUAUUGGUUCUUCUAUAGGCAUACACGCGCUAUGGUUUUCUUUUGCUUAUAGUACUUCGGUGUUGUAUUCAAGUACCAUUAUCAUGGCAUCUCAGGAAGGAUUCCUCCUAGAGGAUAUGAACAUGUACUCAGAAAUGUAUCUUACUGAAGGCCCCUAGCUCUGUGUUAUAUCUGCAUGUAUUGAUGAACAUAUGGGUAUGUAAUAAGAUCAUCACAUGGAUCUCCUAAGAUCACCGCAUGGAUUAAUUGUUAGUUUUCUACAUUGACAUUCAUUCUAAUUCUCUACAAUCCAACUGCAUGAUACAUAGGCCUAUAAGCAGUAUCUCACUGCAUCUGGCUGUGCUUUAUCCCCAAGAGGUUUUCAAGGAUUUAUUCUAGAGUACGGCAUAAAACCCAAGUGAAAUUUCCAAAAUAAAGGCCAUGUGGUAGCUACGCCCCCCCACCCACCACCACCACCACCAAGAGUGAUUACAGCUCCCUGUGGUACAAGUAGUCCAGCUUGUUGUAAAGUAUGAUCCAAACAUAACUUCUCCAAAUCUUUGUUGUCAACUUUCAGUUCAGUUCAUUUGUCCAGUCCUCAAGAUUGUGCCUUACCAUUGAUCGUCUUUCAGCAGUCUCACCUAUUCAUUUGACUGAUUAGGAGCAUCAACGCGUUCCCACAUCUGUAUAUUCAUGAAUGCCCAUACACAUCACUAGAUGACUUUGUGGUUAUUUCCUUCUGAGCCUUGUUGCAUGCCUUGUUCGUUUAUAACUGGUAAAUUGCAAUUAUGAUCAAAGUGCCUUUGUGGAUUUGGCUGCAUAUUUGUUUAUUAAAUGUGCAACAAUUGAAUCAUACCUGUACAUAUUUGCC
Molecule: messenger RNA, 8700 nt
Organism: Liolophura sinensis
Lineage: Eukaryota; Metazoa; Mollusca; Polyplacophora; Chitonida; Chitonidae
Product: WD repeat-containing protein 62-like
Biological process (GO): positive regulation of JNK cascade; negative regulation of canonical NF-kappaB signal transduction
Cellular component (GO): cytoplasm
Molecular function (GO): protein binding
Source: RefSeq, a predicted model, not a curated record